This is a messenger RNA of Lineus longissimus, 6246 nucleotides long. RefSeq names its product sodium/hydrogen exchanger 8-like. NCBI's taxonomy places the organism in Eukaryota, Metazoa, Nemertea, Pilidiophora, Heteronemertea, Lineidae. The transcript is spliced from 18 exons. Gene Ontology annotation, molecular function: sodium:proton antiporter activity; potassium:proton antiporter activity. Gene Ontology annotation, cellular component: membrane. The record is from RefSeq and is a predicted model, not a curated record. Gene Ontology annotation, biological process: potassium ion transmembrane transport; regulation of intracellular pH; sodium ion transport. The coding region runs from base 201 to 2222 and encodes 673 amino acids.
CGCAAUUUAGCAUUACGAACGAGAAAUUAGCUCUUCAUGCAACAUCGUGAUCAGUUGAUGACCAGAUGAUUCAUUGAUUGAUAGUUGUGUUGCCAGCUGUCAACUUAACUACUGCUAUAUUAAGCGUUGAUAUUACACCCGAUUUCAGUUAGAAAACUUGUUAGGAUGAAUCCCAUAAGGAACUGUUCACGAAAGUAACAAUGGCUUAUCGGCCACUCCAUGGGAAAAAUUCGAUUUUGGCUGCUGUUGUUCUGGUAACUUUCACUCUCCUUGGUGGACUUGGUGAACCAGCAAAGCAAAAUGGUCAAUCACCUCCACCACCCAAACCGGCGCAAGGUGUCAAACCUUUGGUGGUGAACCCUGCCGUGAAGGCCAAUGGACCAAAGCCUACAACGAGUUCAGUGAUUUCGCAAACUCUCGACUUCAUCCCUCAUCAAGACAACGACACAUUGAAGUCUGACGCAAAUCAUACUACUACCACAACAACUGUGCCAACCACUCCAGACAAGCAGGAUGUAGACCUACCAGAAAAGGGGUCUUUGGAGGAUGAACAUCACUACAGCAUGACAAUAUUCUUCAUAUUGCUGGUUCUUGCAAUAUGUAUCAUGGUGACCCAUAUGCUGAUUUCAACCAAGUUCCAUUAUUUGCCAGAGAGUAUUGCCAUUAUACUUGUGGGAGCACUGAUUGGUCUCAUCUUGCGGCUGCUGUCAACAUACAACCUUACAAACUGGCAGAGAGAGGAAGCGUUUCCACCCACGAUAUUCUUUAUCGUUAUCCUACCCCCAAUCAUAUUUGAGUCGGGCUACAAUUUACACAAGGGUAACUUUUUCCAGAACAUUGGUUCGAUCCUCGUGUUUGCCAUAUUUGGUACCAUCAUAUCUGCUGUGGUCAUCGGAGGUGGUGUCUAUCUAUUAGGAAGAGCGCAGGUUGCUUACCAGUUGAAUUUAUUUGAGAGCUUUGCAUUUGGGUCGCUGAUAUCGGCCGUCGACCCUGUAGCCACCCUUGCCAUAUUCCAUGCGUUGGAUGUGGAGCCAGUGUUGUAUAUGUUGGUGUUUGGAGAAAGUGUGCUGAAUGAUGCUGUUUCGAUUGUAUUGACGACUGCCAUAGUCGAUGCUGCCGACCCAGCCCACGCCGCCAUGAGUGGGGCGGCCCUGUUUUUCCAGGCGACAGGGAACUUCCUCCUCAUGUUCUUUGCCUCGGCUGCUAUCGGUGUGGUGUUUGGUCUGAUAAGUGCUAUGGUCUUGAAGUUCUUUGACCUGAGGAAAACACCCUCCUUAGAGUUCGGUCUGAUGUUUGCCUUCUCUUAUGCUCCCUAUGGGUUGUCCGAAGGCUUGCAUCUCUCAGGUAUCAUGGCCAUCUUGUUUUGUGGGAUUGUGAUGUCCCACUAUACUCAUUUGAACCUUUCACCUGUCACCCAGAUUACAGUACAGCAGACGUUCAGAACAAUAUCAUUCAUGGCUGAAACGUGUGUAUUUGCAUACCUCGGGUUAGCCAUCUUUAGUUUCCGACAUAUCGUGAAACCUUCUUUUGUCUUAUGGAGCAUCGCGUUGUGUUUAAUAGGACGAGCAAUGAACAUAUUCCCCCUGUCGUUUAUACUCAACUAUUUCCGGGAACAUAAAAUCACAAGGAGAAUGCAGUUCAUUAUGUGGUUCAGUGGAUUGCGUGGGGCGAUUGCGUUUGCCCUCAGCCUCCACUUAGAGUUUGAAUCAGAGAAGAGGCACAUUCUUGUGACGUCGACGCUGAUUAUUGUACUAUUUACAGUGCUGUUCCUUGGAGGCUCAACCAUGCCUUUGAUGAAGAUUUUACCAAAACGGCGCAAACUAAUCAAGGACGACGGGGAGUCGUUUGCAGGCUUUUCCAACAAUAUGUUGCUGAAACCGAACAAGAGGAAGAAAACACGUCCAGGCAAGGAAGUGACACUUAGCAAGACCAAGGAAUUUGGUGAUGCUGUCGAUUCUGAACACUUAUCUGAGCUGACGGAGGAAGAAUAUGAGAUUAACUUUGUGAAGCCACAUCUGAAAGGAUUCCUGAAGAUUGACGCCAAGUUUCUUGUGCCAUUUUUUACGAGGCGAUUCACACAGCAGGAGGUACGAGAGGGAAAGAAGCAGAUGACCAAUUUGACGGAUCAGUGGUACAAAGAUGUGCGUGCUGCCCCCUCGGACUCCGAAGAUGAGGAGGAACCGGUUCUUCCACCGCCUUUUCAGCGCUUUGUCGGAGAAUAAUUUCAAAUGACUGGUGAGAUGUUUUGCCUUGCUGAUUACCUUAUGUUUGGGUUUCAUGGUGUGUUUUAACAAAAAUUCAUAAGGAUGUGUGAAUUUUUGCUUUAUGUAUAUUUUGCAGGGCUUGCUUUAUACUCUCUACAAAUAUGCUGCUCUUGAGAUGAAAACGUUGUGCAAAUCAUGUCCAUGGUAAUAUAAUCUGAUCUAUCGUGCACACUGCUUAAAGGUGGCGCUGGUGUGUUGGGUGUUAUCAAGGCCGAGUUUGAAAUGUUGAAGCAUGUGAAUAUGUUCAAAUUUCUUGUCAGGUCUAAUGAUAGCGAAAAACUUUCCACUUUCAGAAGGUAUUGGAAGUGCACAAGUGUUACACUCGAAAAGCAUUUCUUUCGAAGAAAAAUAUGCACCAACAUUCAAAAUGUAACCUUUGGAGCAAAAAGAAAUUUUUUUUAGAGGUCGACACGUUUGUUCUUGUAAAUUCUAUUCAAGGAUAAUAAAAUAGAAAUCCAUUAAAUUGUUUGUUGAGGCAAAUUAUGGUCAGGGGUCAGUGGUCGCCAAAAAAUAGGGCCCCCCCCUUGGAUCUGCCCUGAUGGUGUUUGAUUUGGGUUUGGUAUUUGGGCAAAGGAGGUGCAAUUAAAUUUACACCUGGGUUUUUUUAAGAGGCUUUCCACUCGAAAGAGUUUCUUUGGUGUCGUUAAUUCACAGAGCAGUUUAGGUUUGUAAUCUUACUUCUUUGUUGGCAUCACGGUAAUGUUUUGAGAUCAGUUAUCUCCCGACAAGAGGCGGGUACCAGAAUCUAGCGUUCUGCACAGGUAUAAGUGUCUGUUAUAGAAUCAUCAAACACAUUUCGUCUUGGAUACCAUGCUAGUUAUCACAACCCACGUUCAAUAUCGGAAUCUCAAUCAAAGAUUUUUUAAUAGCAAAAAUACGUAACUCACCUUAUAUGAUUUUGGUUAAUAGUCCAUAAAAGAAAUUAAGUUGGCCUGUUUCAGAAUCUAUAACUGGAUUCCGUCAUAGAUUUUAUGACAGAAACUUUUGCAUGUGUACUGGAAAACUGCUCAUGUGAAUAUAAAUCUAAGAUUUUCCUCGGUCGGGUUGGUAAUUUUCUGCUGGGAAGAACUUUGGACAGGAGGUUUUCAUAUAUGUAAUCUUAAUACAAUCAUAUGGAAUGAUAAGUGCAUGAUGUGAUAAAUGUAUAGUGAGCGGUCAAGUACAGUAUCUGUUGUGUACUGGCACAGGCCAGCUCUGUAACUUGGAAAGCCUGCCCGAUUCUCGGCAAGUUGGAAAAUUGUUUCUCCAUGCAGGGUGCAUUGUAUUUUGUUUUGCAUGUAGUUAAUUCCUAUCUUUAUUUCCACAGGCAAGCGAAAGGCAGUGGCUGAACCGGUAACAUAGAAUACUUUUCUUUGAUAUUUAGUUAUGGUUCACUUGAUGCUGUUAACUGCAAAAUUUACUGUCUCUUUAUUUUUGUAAUUCCUGAAAAUUUUAAAAUAAUAUUUGUGAUUUUAUUCGCGAAUCUCAUUUAUUCACAAAAUCCGCAAAAAUAUUGCGCCCUGAAAAUUCACAGUUUGUUUCAAUUAGGUUGUCAGUUGCCGACCAGUAUGUGGAAAGAAGCAUUGGGCAUGUUGGGGCAAGAAAUAAAUAUUUUCCACUGACCAUUUAUAAGUGAAUAUAGAGGGCCAUCAACUUUACAGUGGAACAUAUGUAGCUAUACCGGCGAAGAAGUAGAAAAUGUCCCCCUGGAGAAGUGUUCGGCCCUAUAGUAUUCUGAUGGAUCAUGGUAUGGUUCUACAAGGCCAUAGCCGUUAGUAGCUCAAAGAUUGAAGCAUAUAUCAGAAUCCUUUCUUCCCCGGACAUUCUAUCCUAGGACAUUUCAAACUUUUUCACCGGCCAUACAAAGCUGAAAACUUUUCAUGGCCUCAUUAAUCCCAUAUAUUCUUCCUUCAAUCACACGUUGUUCAAGCUCCCCUUACACUCCUUCUGGUGGAGAGCUAUGGGUUCAUGCGGCUGCUCACCCUUUUAUAGCACUUUUCCUUCUCCCUAUUAUCUAAUCUCUCUAAUUAUCCUGUGAGUAAAGCUAAUCUGGGGUGAAGGGAUGUUUACAGUUCUGUUCAGAAGUAACACACAGGACUGAAGUCUCGCGACACUGAGUCUUACUCCAUUCUACGUGUAGAGUGCAAUGUUACCAGUGGCCAAGUAACACUCAAGGAGUAGUCAUAUCAUAACAUAUCAUAUCAUUUUACCAGUGUCGUAAUCCUAUUUGAUUUUUGUCAGAGGUAUGAGUCUCCCUUUGGCUACUGUCCACCUAUCUGGGAUCGUUUACUUGCCCUGGCAUGGGGCAUAGACACCCAGGUACAGGGGACCAUGGCUUUUAUGAGGCUCCUCCAGUAGUGUGGACGUGCUUGGCUGACAUUGAGGUGUUAGUUCUGAACAGAACUGUACUGUGUUAAUGCACUGAAGUGGUAAGGGUUAUUGCUAGACUUCACACUCUUAUUUCUCUUUCUUGACAGUGGUACUGUGUUAUAUUACCUUUGAAAUAAAGCCGUUUACUGGGUCUACAAAUAUUGUUAGUAUGCCCAGUUUUGCCUGGAUGUUUUUCUACUUCUAGAACACCAGGUAUAUAUUGAUACUGUGAAGAAAGAACAGUAGCUUUCAACUUAAGUUUAACAGUAUGUAAUAUGCAAAUUAAUCCUGUGUUUAUUUUGCUUCUAGUCAGAUGUUUGUGAGUUGUCACCCCUGGUAGCAUGUUGUAACUCCAUGGGUGAGAGGAAUAGUCAUUAUGUGAUGUUAGUCCAGAUACCAUAGGAUACGCUUUUAAAUGCUUGUAGAUAUUGUUGUGUGUGAAAUGUGAAUUCUGGAGGCGAAAUUAUUCACAUGUAUAUUUCCUGCACGUCACUUUUUGGUGAUAAAGUCACUUUUAUGUAAAUAGUAGCGCAACAUACCUUUCUAUAAAGUCUAUGUUGCUCACAAUUAUAUAUACUUUCGUCACUGUGAUUUAUGUUCAUUUAUAUCUCAAUGAUACAUGUAUACUUGUUUGCUGAAUAAAAAAACAUUGGUUUGUCCUGUUAAUCGUAAAAAAAAGUAUUUGGCCCCACCUUGUGGGUUUGGCCAGUCUUGUUGUGAAAUUUUUGGGCCCUUAACAUUAUAAUGUUACAUGUAAUUUGUUGAAUUAUUACUCAGGAGGCGAAAUGGUUUAUUUUCGGGCCAUGCCUUCUGUGAUGAUAGUCUAGUGCCAAUAAAGUGCACUGCAGACAAGGGGCUCAUGCUCUUAAAUUUCACUGAUAAGUAGCAUGUUUUGUCAUUAUUUGUCCAAGGGUCUUUUUUGUAUGGUAUAUAUGCGUAAUAUAGGCAGAUCAGUAUGUUAAGAAAAUUGAGGUUAAAAGAGACCUACCAGGUGCUUUCAAUGUAUACCCAUGAAUAUCAGCUGAGUGCCAGGCGCUUGGGCCUCUUGUCUUUAUGGUACGGUUUUGAAUCCGAAUAUCUCGGGUGACGUUUAUCAUAAAACUCCACUUUCUACUGUGUGUUAAUGCACUCUCACAUGCCCAUAUUUAGAAUACUCUGAUAAAUAAAAUACAUGUAUAAACCUGUGAUACAUAAUGCGAGUAGUAGGUGAAAGCUUACUUGUUAUGGCCAUGGAUACCUAUCAUUUUAUGGAUAAAAUCGAGUAGGCCUCGAUCUCACACUGACGAUAAUAGUACAUCCUUUCAUUUGCAUAGCCUGGUAGUUUUGGCCGUAAUUUUAGAGUCAACCAACCAUUGACUCCAACACUUGAAAUUGGCAUUGACUGUGAAAGAGUGUAUUCUAAUUGCUUGAUGAUUUCAAGUUCUUGCCCAAAUGGUGGUGCCAAUGGUCGUAGGUAGAGGUGGAGAUUCCAUCCUUCACCGAAGUAAGAAGAGUGAGGUCAUAAGUAGUGGCUAUUUUGACUGUACCAGAAAUCCCGGCCAGAAAUUCGGGCGAAUUAGCCACAGUUUGCUGUAUCAUAAUAUACACAUACCUGUACAGGAAAUAAUGUGGAAAAUAAAUUAUUCUUGAAAAU